Messenger RNA from Cyphellophora europaea CBS 101466, 684 nucleotides. RefSeq lists its product as uncharacterized. The record is from RefSeq and is a predicted model, not a curated record. The transcript has a single exon. NCBI's taxonomy places the organism in Eukaryota, Fungi, Ascomycota, Eurotiomycetes, Chaetothyriales, Cyphellophoraceae. Bases 1 to 684 code for a protein of 227 amino acids.
AUGGUCAUGAGUAGACUCCUAGGUAUGGCCAUGUUGGCAAUUGGGGAGUGGGAUGAUGCGCGGCUGCAUAGAGCGUCCAAUGUGCGCAUUUACGAAGAGGUGCUGGAGGACCUGCAGGCAGACGCAACUGAGAGGGAAGUGGCCCUACUGAUGAAGAAAAUGAAUAUUGGUGUGCAAGAGUGGUACUUGGAUCGGCAGGAGCUCUCAGCUCCAGAGCAUGUGGAUAACAGAUAUCCAAGGCUGUUCGAUGGUCUGAGAAUCCAGCAUGAGAGCUUCAAUGAUUGGUUCUUUAAAUUUGACAAGGGUGUGUGGCAAGAUCUAGGCGUGGCCAGCACAUUCUGCAUGAUGACUGCGCACGGGACAUUGAAUGGAGCCUGGGCCAGGUGUAUUGCACCGGAUGAGGAGCAGUUGCCAUAUGGAUAUGCGUGUAUGCAGGUAUACGAGCAGGUCAAGGUGACCAGGGAGGGCCAUCCAGUGACAGCAAAGGCAGAGCGGACUGCGUUUGCAGAGCUGAGUGCGUCAAUGGACGAGUUGAUAAGUGAGCGUGAAGCAUACGUGGGGAAUUCAGCGAAACUGCAGAGACGGCUUAACCGCGUGAAGGAGGCGUUCGUAACAGAGGCAUUCAUAUUGAUUGAAUUGCAUGAGGAGGGGGAUCAGCUGAACGGUGGGAGUAAGUGGAAGUAA